GCUUAAAGACAUUAACUAGGUGAAAGCCAUCUGUCAGCCACAGCGGGGCUGCUGCCGGGGGGACGGUGACAUGUGGACGUCCGUGGCCCUUUAAGAAACUCCAUGUUUUCGCUACAUGAUGCGUCAACAUAAAAAAAGCGGAUGAUGCUGUUAUGUAAAAACACGCUGAAGUGAGCCGUAGUUUGCAGGGAGCUCGGUGAAAGCUUCGCACGCCACACUUCGUCUUCUAAAGCAGGAUUGCGGUUUCAAGUGUGGGGGUUUUUACGCGUAGCGCACGGAGCGGUGCAGUUUGGAGAGGAGGCGGAGAAGAAAAAGGCUUCAGCCCGAUCAACUCAACAUGAGUCGCCCUCCACUCUGUUUUCCUCCUUCACUUGCGGGAAGCGUACACCUGACGCAUCACCCUCUCGCCCUGUGGAAGUGAUAGAUCGUCCCUCUUUUUCAAUCGGGUUUAUUUUGCAGCCUGCUAGGCGACAGGACACCAUAGCCCUCAGCUCGGAUCGCUUCUGGGGCUAAACUGAAAGUGUCAGGACGGGAUCGAGCUGCGAGCUGAAGUAAUGUGUCAGCUAUAGACACACAAACAGAUCCUUCCUCUGUGUGGCGGUGAUCUGUGAACCUGAGAGGAAACUUUCGGGGAUCUCUGGGACUUCUUCCUCCACUUGAGUCGUCUUUUAUCGCCCAAACGAGAGUGUAUGGACCCAGGUGAUGAUCCAUGACGAUGCUCGCUGAAGGGUCUGUCUGAGCUGAAGCCCACCAUCGUAGCAUCCCAUUGAUGAAGACGACGUGGUGGAUCUGCUCCCGGACGCUGAGACCAUGGUGAAAGCUCAGCGGAGCCAGCCUGUGAAAUGCGGGAAGCCGCGGAAGGAGAAAGGAAGCAAGGAGAAAGGAGGUGGCGUGAAAAAAGUGAAAAAGAGAAAGAACGAGUUGAGAGGGAGGAAAAAGAAGGAUAAGAAAGAGCUACAUCGACACAGAAAGAAGACACUGGCAGUGGGUGAUGGAGACGCGCUGGACUGUUGCGUCCUGCUCACCCGUCUGGAGGAGAAAGGAGUUGUGGGUAAAGCAAAGGAUGCACUAAAAAAUGGGAAACAAAAGGCGGGGAAAGUCAAGAAGAAGCUGCACUCCAGCUCCAGUCACAGAAGGACCAAAUCUGGACUUAAGAAAACUUACGCAGCCAAUCAGCAAGCACUGGAACCAAAAAUCAACCAAUCUGACGCCUUACUCAUGUUUCCCGCACAUGUCUUUGAGCCCCGCAGGCGGAGGAUGGCCUCUCUCAAUGCUGAGGCCGUCAACAGCUUGCUGCUCUUCAGAGAUGAGUCUGUCGCGUCAAAUCUCGCAAAGAAACGGCAGCCUUCUAACGAAGACAAAGCUAAAGAAAGUCUCACUAAAACUGAACAUAAAGGUCAUAAAACCAAAAAGGUUCCUCCGGGAGGGAAAGCGGACCCAAAAGAAAGACCUAAAAAACAGAGGCGGUCAACAGCGGAGGCUCAGAACAUUGACUGGUUGGCUUUGUUUGCGCCUACGCCUCGGCGUCAGGCAGGCCUCACUGCUGCAACGCUGCUCAAACUCACCAGCGCCCAGUACGGAAGCAAACGACAAAAGAAGGCGGAGUCCAAGGCGGGGAGUGGGUGUGAAGCAGCAGCUACGACUCAGGAUGAGAUUAGUGGUAAGCAACUGUUGGGAGAAACAACGCUGACCAAAAGAACAACACAUCCCAAACACGAGGACCAACUGAAGCACAUAAAACAGGGUACAGAGGAUCCGGUUCAUUCCCAGCUGGACUCCACCAUCCAGGGUUGCUGUAGCUUGUGUAAAAGCGAGGCUUUGGAUCCGGAGUGGGCGGGCCCUGCAGGGGGACAGGAGUGUCUCAAACGGGAGCUUCACCGCGGCUCUUCGCUCGGAUUCUCCUUGAAAACAAUCAAAGAGGAGCAGGUGGAGGCCGAGGUGUCUUCCUGCUACUGCUGCUCCCAGGAGAGGUGUGUCGAGUACUGUCACAGACUGGCCCUCUUCCUGGAGGACAAGACCUUGAAGGAACCAGAGGACGGCUCACUGUCUGAGGUGUUCCACCAUCAUCAUCACCACCAUCACCAUCACCACCAUCAUCUUCAGCCACCUCACUCCGUAACCCACCCAGCAUCCAUAACCAUCAGCCCGCACACGUACACCUGUUUCCCCGGCUACUACGUCCACUUCAGUCACCCGGACACCUCCCCCUCCCCCAUACCACCCCUCGCUUUGUGCCCAAAGAGCGGCAAGAGACCCAAGCUGCUCCCCAGCACUGGUCCGCAGCCCUCAGGGAUUACCCAUCCAGUGUACUGCUGCACCUCAGUGGAGGCGUGCUAUGGAGAGCCCUGCAGGAUCAACGGCUACUCCUCCUACACCAGUGUGAUUCCAGCCAUCGCCAGAGGAGGGUGCUCCUUCAGCACCACAGACUGCACCAAAUGUAACCACAGCAUCAAAAGAGACGACUACUCAUCCACCCUCAAUGACCAUCACAGUCCCUCCUCCAUCCCCAUCUGUCCCAGCCCCAGAACCCUCACUGGCUGCCCCGUUCCCACUGUGCCUCCAGCCGGCCAAUCAGUGCCCCACGUUCAGACUCCGCUGUCCGACCCCAGCCAACCGCAGCCUCCGCUGCAGGUGGCGAAGGAGUGCCCGCAGAGUGCCAAGUCGCCCAGCGGGUCGAGGUCUGGCGCACGCGGCACCGGCAGCAUCAGCUCGGCUGUCUGCCCUCUCAACAGGGACAAGAAGCAGAAGCUGGGCUCUGCCAGUGAUGCAGGGCGAACGGUUGCCAAGCAGCCGAAGAACGGCCGCCAGAAAUCCACCAACGGCUGGCGGCCAGUUGGCCUGCCCUUUCAGAAGGAGGUUUUCUCUGUGGGAGAGGAGACGCUGGUGCUGAGGAAGUGUUUCGAGGGAGUCCAGAGGGACGGGGAGCUGAUUCGGGUCAGAGACACUGUUCUGCUGAAAUCUGGACCUAGAAAGAAGUCUCUGCCUUACGUGGCCAAGAUCUCAUCUCUGUGGGAAGAGCCGGAGUCAGGAGAGCUGAUGAUGAGUUUGUUUUGGUACUACCGUCCAGAACACACACAGGGGGGACGCAACCCUAGUAUACAUUGUGAGAAUGAGAUCUUUGCGUCUCGUCACCAGGAUGUGAACAGUGUGGCCUGUAUUGAAGACAAAUGCUAUGUCCUAACAUUGGCACAGUAUUGUCGAUUUUGUGCCUUGGUAAAACGCCGUAGGGAGGGUGUGCGCGACUGUGCCGCCUCCCUCAUGGUGCCACCUGUUGUCGGCAACACCAUGCCCACCCACCACUGUGUGCCCGAUGACGUCGACCCAGAGCUGGUGUUUUUCUGUCGACACGUCUAUGACUUCCGCUACGGACGCCUCCUCAAGAAUCUGCAGUAGCAUCUGACGGGGCAUGACACAUAAUGCUAUAUGGGACGUGAGAUAACGCUGUACAUCCUCCACAACUUUAAUUAGCUCCAUACCUACCUGCUGCCUGCGUGACAGGAACUGGAAGUUUAGGAUGAAGGACUGAGACAUGAGCUUCUUUUGUUUUGAAACCUCUUGUUCAUACUUAACAUGCCACACAUUUAUUUAGUGAGAGUAAUGGCUUGACAUAUUGUAUAAGAGUUAAUAUGGCAGUGUAAUGGUCUUUAUCAUACAUGGCUCUGUGGUGUCGUAGCAGCUGUGUGAAGAACCUGGAACGUACUCUGCUGUAGAAAAUGCUACUGUAGCUCUUAGAAAUGUGACAUUUGAUAAAUAUGAAGACAGGUUGAUGUUACAUGUGAAUUAUGUUACUGUCUGCCUGACAGAUAUCAGACACUCAGUGUAUCUCAAUGAUACGCCAUAACUAAAGAAAAUUGGAGGCAUACAGUUUUAGAUCGGCCCAUGAGAAGAAACAGAGUGGCUGAAGGUUUAAUCACAUUUGUCAUCAGAUUUCUCUGUUACGCACUGCAGUCUUACAGAGAAGCUCCAGAGUGAACAUCUGUGUUCAAGAUGUGCUUAAGGAAUAGUUUUGAGGAAAUUUGCUGUCUUUCCAAAAGUUAGAUGAGAUGAUCGAUACCGCUCUCAUGUCUGUACUGUAAAUAUGAACCUAAUGCCUGCAGCCAGUUGGCUUCAAGACACCAGGAACAGUGGAAUUACAACUUCUGGGUUUGUCACGGGAUGCAGUUGGGCCCAAAAGAGUUUUUCUCAUAGACUUACAAUGUGAAAGAGACAACUAUAAAUUAGUGAAUACCUUUUUUUGAGCGUCAUAACUACUGUGACAUGACCCGUUUCACUAUCAGGAUUUGAUCUAUUCAUUCCGGUAACAUUUUGAAAGUGUAGAAGAGCUGCACGAUUAAAUCAUUUU
Molecule: messenger RNA, 4342 nt
Organism: Epinephelus lanceolatus (giant grouper)
Lineage: Eukaryota; Metazoa; Chordata; Actinopteri; Perciformes; Serranidae
Gene: bahd1
Product: bromo adjacent homology domain containing 1
Biological process (GO): negative regulation of DNA-templated transcription; heterochromatin formation
Cellular component (GO): chromatin silencing complex
Molecular function (GO): transcription cis-regulatory region binding; chromatin binding
Source: RefSeq, a predicted model, not a curated record